Messenger RNA from Notodromas monacha, 4224 nucleotides. The record is from the annotation of a GenBank genome assembly. NCBI's taxonomy places the organism in Eukaryota, Metazoa, Arthropoda, Ostracoda, Podocopida, Cyprididae.
GUAUAUUUUUAGAUACGUACGUGUGCUAGUGAAGAAACAUUCUGAGUAGUUCUUUCCGUCAAUCUGGUAUAUGUAAAUACCAUUAUGUUGGGUGUGAAUGAACCUGUGGAUACGGUCGAGACCGGGAAAACCAACAGCGAUGGAGGAGAGCAGAACGCUGCACCGAAAAAUGAGAAGCAUUCUAUUGUUCUCGAUGAUGGAGACAUUGCGGCUCAAAAGGAAACUUCCGUCGAUAAAUUGAUUUCCAGUAAGGAUGAUUCCAAGCCCGUCGAAGCUGAGAAAGAAGGAGAAAUGAAAAAUGGCACUUCGAACGGAAUUUUGAAAUCUGAGGCAGAAGAUGAACAUGAACAUCCUCCCACCGUUGUGGCGGAGACUCCGAUUGUGGAAGAAGUCAAGCUUGUUGAGGACGAGGCGAAGCAGUUGGAUGAACCCCUUCCGAAGGUCUCCCCCGUCACUUCUCAGGAGGCUGCACAGACGACUUCUCCUGAAUCUGGAGGAAAUGGCGAUGAAGUUCCUGCUACUACGGGUACCUCGAACGCUGUAAUUGAGGAGGAGAAAGCCGAAGCUGUCGUCACGGUUGUUGCACCCGAAGCAGAGUUAUCCUCGAGCGCCGAUGCUCAGCCUGAGAAGAAAGAAGUCUCUAUGGAAGAGAAAAAGGAUGAGAAGAAGCAUCCGGAGACGUCCGAUGCUGAAGUGGAGUCCCCCAAAAAGCGUGGACGUAGACCUGGGAAAGCCAAAGAAAAGGGAGUUCGAAGGAAGAACUGCAACUUUGAAGCACUGUGGCGUCGGAUGUGCCUGUGGGGCUUGCUCCUUGUGAUUCGUUCUGAUUUGACGAUGCUUCGGUUUAGAAUUGGAACUGAAGUUUUUCUUUUGUUUGUUUAUGCUUACAUCUAUGACAGAGCUUUCGGUCAUGAUUGCUCCAAGGAUGGGUAUCACUUCGUCUUCACUGAGUGUGACGAUAUGUCUAAGCGAUGGAGAGUUGCUGUUCCCAAUUCCGAAAGCUGCAAGCUUCCCGGUGCUAUUAAGCAGAGCCCGAUACUUCUCCCAGACUGCUCCUUAACGUGCAACCCGGGCUAUUAUUUCGACUCUUCAAAUUUAUCCUGUGAGCCCUGUGAAGCAGGUUAUUAUUCUGUUGGUGAUGCACUGAAUUUCAACAAAUGGUCCUCGGUACCACCUGAGUUCUUGCAACGUUCUGAGGCGUUACAUGCGUCGUUUCAAACCUCCAUUUGCGACAAGUAUGACUGGAAACCUCGUGGUGAUUACCUCCAGUCUGGAGUUGGUCCUUGUGUAUCCGCAUUAAUUUUGGCUGUCAAAUUGACUCAGAAGGGAGAACUGACUUUCACCUAUCAGUAUCCUGAUAGUGAAAACGUUUUAUUUGUGUUCGAGGCUCAAAAUGAACUAUGUGAAUACAUCAAUGUGGAUCCUCAAAACGAUGAACACGAUGAAAUGCCCCAAAAAACUGCCCGGGGUGAAUGGCGAAACAUAACUGUUCCUUUGAGUGCAGGUCCAAAUGUUCUGCGAUGGAAGACGCUGGGGUUAUAUGACGAAUCUCACCCCGUCCUGAUACAAAGAAUCCAUGUAUCAGGUAAACUUCCAGGGCAUUGUACUUUUCGAUACUUUUGGGCGCUUGCUCUCGCUGCCAUUGCUGCCAUCAAGCUAUUCGAGUCUCAUUCUCCAGGUGUGGGCUAUAUUUCUAAUUGCUCGAAAUGCCCAGCUGGUACUUACAGCGCCGAAGGAGCGAGUUAUUGCGAAGCCUGUCCAGAGAAUACAAGAUCCAACGAAGGGUCGAACGCGUGUGAAAGAUGCCUGGAAAAUCAGUUUUCUACUCCUGGUUCCGCAUUUUGCGUUGAUCGUCCAGUUUGCUUGAAGAAGGAUUAUGUAGAAUCGCAUUCACCUUGUGAUGAAUUCAAGCAGACGACGAUACAGUAUGAGUGGAUUCAGCCGAAGAUUUGUCGCGAUGAUCAACCAGGAUCCUUGCGGCUGCCGCAGUCGGGAUUAAAAGUACCUUGCCCACCGUGUAACCCUGGAAUGGAAAUAGCCGCGCGGCCAUUCGGUAAAGGGACAACGCACUGUAUUUACUGCGCCGAGGGAGAAUUUUCCGAUGGACUCGGGCCUUGUCGGUUAUGUCCUCCGUCAACGAUGCCAAAAUAUGGACUGUACAUCAAUCGUUGGACCCGCUGGCCUGAGCAUGUUGCUUCUACUUGCAUGUCUGUUGAAAAAGAUACGCAUGUGGAAGCUCUCUUAAAUGGGAGAGAAGCUGAUGCUCUGUGGUCCGUGCUGAUAUUGGAUGUCCCUGGCUUUCGGGUGCAAAGUGAGGGCCAUCUGUCCUCGGUUGCCACGUUACGAUUUGAGUUCGAACUUGAUUGUCAGCUCCCCUGUGAGCUAACCUUUUUGGAGAAUUUGAAUUUUUCGUUUUCUUGGGCGUUCCAACUACGAUAUGACGACGCCGAUGUUCUGGCGAACCUGAAGAAUCCAGCGAACGAUUAUGACGGCAAAAAGUUGGCCGUUGUGCGUAUUUUUAGUAUAAAUGUGACGGAUACACUUGUUGGAGGAGCAGCGGAAUGUAUUCCUUGUCCAGAGAUCCCAACUGAAGAAAAGACAGCUCAAAGUGAGAGUUCUGCGCUGCUGCGGUUUUCUGCUCCAUUGCAGAAUCCCCGAAGUUCUUGCAUUCCAUGUCCAACUGGGUACUACGUUCAACCCGAAACUCGUCAUCCCAAUGGCAGCAAUGUGGGAUCAAGAUGUCUUCCGUGUCCGUCAGACACAGUUCUUGCUGGAAGCUCCUUUCAACAUAAAAUAGGACCCGAAUCAUGUGUAAAAUGCGGUCCAGGUCUUUUUCCUGCUCCGAAUCGUCAGUACUGCAUGACGAACUGUAGCUACACCUGGGACGGAAAAACGUUCGAUUUUUCUCCACUUUCUAAUAAACCUAGCUUAGCAACAGAAGCUAAGCUCUUCACUGUUGCCGGAAAUUGGUAUUUUCAUUUGUUCAACGUCAGCUUAUGUGGUGAGCCACUGGCAGUUUGUCGGAACAACGUUUCACUGGAUGCGGAUGAUGUUGCGUUGAUGGAAGAAUCUGUGGCGGGAAUGAUCUGUCGAAGCACUAUCGUCCCGGACCGUCGCAAGAUACGCUCUUCGCAUGACAACCCAGCGCCCCGCUCGCUUGCAAUCCAGUCCAUUAGUUUGGGAGAUCGGCUUGUCGGCGUGACCCGAACUCCUUACUUGGGUGACUUGAGAGUUCACGAGGAUUUUUUGCAAAAACCGGAUGUACCCACGAAAGACGUUCAUUUCUUUUACAAAACCGUAGGGGACCAGAAUGAAAAUUGCCCGAAAGGUCGAGCUACUAUUAUAACAAUGCGCUGCGACCCAAGUGAAAUUAAAGGAGGGAAGAAGUCAUUCCCGCCUUCGUGUCCUGCUUCCACUUGUGAUGGAUGUACGUAUCAUAUCCUUUGGAAAACAUCCUACGCGUGUUCACGAUGCACAGAUUCGGAGUAUAUGAGAACCACUGGACGUAUCGUGGAUGUAAUUGAAGAUUCAGAAUCGGCCGACAUCGGUCAAUCGGAGAGUUGCGCUCUUGGCCCAGGCGAAGAUGACGACGAUGAAACGAAUUUCGAUACUCCGCAAGAGAAUUUGGCGACUUCUUUUUCGUUCAAGGCAGUCUCUUCGCGAUCAAUUUUAGCUUCUGCUGUGAAGCUAGCUUCUUCAAUUUUUCCUCGUGGUUCUACAAGUAUGAAAACCAAUGCCUGCGGCGCGAACUCGCUUCUAUUUCGCCCGAUAGUUGGGUGUCCUGCUCAACCGCAGGAACCCGCGAGGACCGAUACACCGAAUGAUGAGACACAGGGCAGCGAGGAGAGAAGAGAGAGCAGAGAGAAAAACAGGCGCGGGUCCUCAUGCGCUGGAAUCCCUGCAGCGUCAGUCCAGCGCUCGCCGAGUGGUGUUCCGCUGGUCUUUUCGUCGGUGAAUUUUGCGUGUCUCAUCUCGCUCAGCGAUAAGGAGUUGCUGCUCAAGUUGCCGAAGCCUCCGUAUAUAGGUCGCUCUAAACCGCCGUCUUCUUCUGAGAAGGGAUUGAUACCCGCACUCAACCGUGUCACACGGAAGUCCGUUUACUUCAUUUUACCUUUCAAAAUGAUCAACGUUUUGAGCGAUUUGGGUCACCCAUUGAAACCCACUCAGAAGCAGUACUUUCGCGGUGCGGAAACCGCUAUUCCUGGUUCUGUGAACUCAUCCUAA